GCCUUUGAUAUGGUCCAUCUGAGUCAAACCCCCACAAAACAUACACCCAAUGAAUCUCCACCGCGGUCAAGUGCCAGUACCUCUCGUUCUCUGCUUUCGAAUGUAACAAUCUGGCUACUGGCACCUAUAACUAUUUCAUUAUUGAUAUCGGUCCAUACAUGGAACCACUGGCAUGCCGAAGUCUCAGAUUUACUACACCCUUCUCAACCUCAGUCUUUUGCAUCGUCAAGGCCCUCUGGCGUCUUCCCAGUGACCUAUUGCACUGAAUGUUCUGAUGGGACAACCAAAAACACUAAAAGAAUUUCCUUGGACCUCGUCUCCGCUCAGCCAGGCCGUCACCGUGAGCCCGAUGUAACAGCUGUGAUACUGAACUGGUCCCGACUUCCCAACGUUAUUCACAUCGCUACCUUGCUCUGUGGGUCUUUACUCGAAGAUGUCAUUGCCGAAGUUUUCAUCUGGAACAAUAGUCCUCAUAAGCUUUCCACUGAUGUCUGCGUAUACCAAUUUCUCCUGACCUGAUUCUCGCUGAGACUAUUCGUGUAGCUCUUUGCUGAGGCUGGUUGUCCAGUUCACAAACUGAGGAUUUACAAUUCGCCGUCAAAUCUUUACUUCCAGGCUCGGUUUCUUGCGUGCGAGCAAGCUUCGUCGCAGUUGUGUUUCAUUCAAGUUAUUCCUUUCCGCCUUCCUUUGUUUUGCUGUGGUUGACGACGUCGUAGGAUGAUGAUUAUCUGAUCCUGCCGG
This is a messenger RNA of Serpula lacrymans var. lacrymans S7.9, 741 nucleotides long. RefSeq lists its product as uncharacterized. NCBI's taxonomy places the organism in Eukaryota, Fungi, Basidiomycota, Agaricomycetes, Boletales, Serpulaceae. The record is from RefSeq and is a predicted model, not a curated record. The annotation marks the transcript as partial. The transcript has a single exon.